Messenger RNA from Teleopsis dalmanni, 498 nucleotides. RefSeq lists its product as uncharacterized. Gene Ontology annotation, cellular component: axonemal microtubule. Lineage: Eukaryota; Metazoa; Arthropoda; Insecta; Diptera; Diopsidae. The record is from RefSeq and is a predicted model, not a curated record. The coding region runs from base 56 to 406 and encodes 116 amino acids. The transcript is spliced from 2 exons. Gene Ontology annotation, biological process: axoneme assembly.
AAAUUUUUUCUCGAUCAGAAGGUUAACAAAAAUUGUCUAAUUAAACUUUGGUAAAAUGUGUGAGAACUUUUGCGAUAGUCUGAAGGGUGCAAACUUCGAGGAGGAGUAUGCGAAGUUUUUUAAAAACAAAUCCACUGUGAAUCGCAGAGCUCAAUAUGAUAAAUUCACUGUUGAAGGAUGUGCUAAAGAUUGCAUUUACUACGCCAACUAUGGUAUUGAUAAGGAGCAGUACGCAGAUCCUUUGUACCGUACCAGUAACAGUGAAUAUGGUUACUUUCCACCAAAUCAUUUUACCGUUCCUUAUAGUCAUUUUCCAUUGUCGCAGAAAUUUACCAACUUUGCUAGUCGCUUUGGAAUGUAUCGCAACUUUUCUCUCAACACUAAUCCUGAUCGUAACUACUACUGAUGCUUAAUCUAUGUAGCGACCCUCUGAGAGUUCAAAUUUUGAAUUGAGUAUUGAUGGGUUACUUGCUGUAAAUACAUAUAUAUUUUGUUUUA